Messenger RNA from Penicillium crustosum, 1899 nucleotides. RefSeq names its product stress-regulated transcription factor RPN4. The record is from RefSeq and is a predicted model, not a curated record. Bases 1 to 1899 code for a protein of 632 amino acids. Lineage: Eukaryota; Fungi; Ascomycota; Eurotiomycetes; Eurotiales; Aspergillaceae. Gene Ontology annotation, cellular component: nucleus. The transcript is spliced from 4 exons. Gene Ontology annotation, biological process: regulation of transcription by RNA polymerase II.
AUGCUUAUGUACCCACGUAAGGGUCUCAUCACCGAUCCAUACAACUCAGAGGACAUCAUCAUACAAGACGACCAGUACCCACCUGAUUUCUAUUCCGAGAACGCUUUGCACUACGAUCAAUCUCGUUUGCAAUCACCGUUCCAGUGCCACCCCAGUGUACAGCUCUCCCCGCCAUCUUCCGCACCUUCCUCGCCUACUUUCUCCUCUCCGACCUUCUCGACUUCUUACCCGCAGACGUCUGACUGUCAGUCUUUCGGGGCUCCUUCGAUGACCCCGGCGCCUUCAUAUAACCCGUCGUACGACAUUCAGGGUUCCAAUUCACCUUCGCACUACUUGCCUCAAUAUCCCCAGCAAUAUUAUACGCCGAUGCUGGUGCAACAGCCUCUCGCCGGUAACCAGGGUUGGGACAGCAACCUGCAGUUGUUGAGCCCCGCGCGCAUCCCAUACGCCGGUGUACAAAAGAGAUCUUCGCCUUCGGCAUCCUCGCGCUCAGCCCCCUCGGGAUUGGCACCCAACAACUACCACCGCCGUUCCAACAGCGCCAACAAGCCGCUGCCAACCCCGGUGCAAACUCCUAUUCAGAAUUCAUUCCUUGCGACUCCCUUCCAAAGUUUCGAUCCCUCCUCCCAAGAUGGUCACAACGCCGAGGCCGAGUCUGCUAUGAGAAAAGCGAUCAUGGAUCAACAGAAGCAGUCACCUCCGCAGCAAAUUCAGAACGACUACUCACUGGCUCCUUCGGUGUCAACAAUGAGCCAUAACUCGCCGGUGACUCCGCAAACUACCCUCGACGAACUCGACGACGCAUCCAAGUCGAUGACCAAUGAAUAUAAUAGCGCCAAUGGUGCCAUGUCAAUUGGAGUCCCCAAGCUGAACAGAACCAUUUCCGAUAUAUACCAAGACGAAUUAUACAACCCCACCAUGAUGGCUGCGCCCCAGGUAUCCAAGUCGAUGGGACAACAGCACCUCAACCCACGCAAUUUUAUUGCCGAUCGCCUGCAAGCUGCCAACCAAGGACAUCUAUCUGCUCGUUCGCAAUCGCCUGCCAACCAACGGGAUCGCUCACCUUUCCGUGCCUCUUCUCCAUUUGCCGGUGACAUGGGUAACAACACUCUCCAGCAGCCUCAGAUGGCUACCAGCAUGCCUAUGGGGCAGAACGCUAUGAACGGAAUGAACAUGGGCCAGACCUCAAACACUGGAGAUAUCAAGACUAUGUCCCCCAAGGAUGCAGCUGAUUUCAACCUGGGUGAUGCGCUUGGCUUGCGACACAAUAAUGGCUCAAUGCGACCGAUGGAAGCUUUCCCUCAAUAUUCGGUACCCAGCAUGGCCCAGCCACAAUUCGCAUUUUCCGAACCUCAGAUGCAUCGCCCUCAGAGUAACCUCUUGCAGCAGAGUACCGAGUUCCCUUCGCUUCCAGCAGUGGAAUCAUCUACCGAGAGCUCGCCUCCAAGCCAAAUGAAUAUGUCGAUUACCGAGGGUAUUCCCCGUCCCGCCAACACAUCUUCGGAUGCAGGCACCUACACUUGCACCUAUCACAACUGUUCCGACCGCUUCGACUCUCCCUCCAGACUCCAGCGACACAAGCGCGAGGCACACCGGCAAACAACACCGGGCGGCCACCUUGUCAGCCGCGACACCUCGCUCCGCAACUCCCAGGCUGGCCCGCACAAGUGCGAACGCAUCAACCCGUCUACAGGCAAAGCAUGCAACUCUAUCUUUUCUCGGCCUUACGAUCUUACACGGCACGAGCAUACGAUCCACACUGCCGGGAAGCAGAAGGUGCGCUGUCACAUCUGUAACGAGGACAAGACCUUCAGCCGAAACGAUGCUCUGACAAGACACAUGCGUGUGGUUCAUCCCGAAAUCGACUGGCCAGGCAAGCAGCGCAGGAGAAGAGACUGA